Molecule: messenger RNA, 965 nt
Organism: Osmia bicornis bicornis
Lineage: Eukaryota; Metazoa; Arthropoda; Insecta; Hymenoptera; Megachilidae
Product: peroxiredoxin-6-like
Exons: 5
Coding region: 141-803 (220 amino acids)
Biological process (GO): cellular oxidant detoxification; cell redox homeostasis
Cellular component (GO): mitochondrion; cytosol
Molecular function (GO): peroxiredoxin activity
Source: RefSeq, a predicted model, not a curated record
ACUGUAAUGAUACUACGCAAUUUGUAUGACAUAUGACAUAUGCCGUAUGCGUGCCGGUAUAUAACAUCCGUCAGAACAUCGCUGCGUUACAACAGAUCUUCACGUGUUAUAUUUCAGAGUACUUUAAUUAGGAACCGACCAUGAGACUUAACUCCAUCCUUCCCAACUUUGAAGCAGAAACAACUCAAGGGCCCAUUAAUUUCUAUACUUGGCAAGGAAACUCAUGGGUUGUUCUAUUCUCCCAUCCUGCUGAUUUCACACCAGUUUGUACUACUGAAUUAGGACGUUUAGCAGUACAUCAGCCUCAUUUUGAACGUCGCAACACGAAACUGCUAGCUCAUUCUGUUGAUAAGCUGAAGGAUCAUGUUGAUUGGGUUAAUGACAUUAAAUCCUACUGCCAAGAUAUUUGCGGAGCUUUCCCUUAUCCAAUCAUUGCUGACCAUGACCGAAGUUUGGCAGUGAAAUUGGAUAUGAUUGAUGAAGAAAGCAAAGAUAAUCCAGAUCUAGCACAAACUGUUCGUGCUCUAUACAUCAUAAGCCCUGAUCAUCGUGUACGCUUGUCAAUGCAUUAUCCAACAUCUACUGGUCGCAAUGUGGAUGAAAUAUUGAGAGUUAUAGACUCUUUGCAACUUGUUGAUAGAAAACCAGGAAUAGCAACCCCUGCUAAUUGGGUGCCAGGAGAAAAAGUUAUGAUUCUUCCUACUGUGAAGGAUGAGGAUCUUCCUAAAUUGUUCCCUAAAGGAGUUGAUAAAGUAACAAUGCCUUCUGGAAAGGUUUAUGUACGCACCACCACUGAUUAUUAAGUGCAUCUACAAGUAAAGCUUUGAAUAAAAUAUAAUUAUAAUUAACUAACGUGAUCUUAGAAAUGAAAUUAUAGAAGAAAAUAUAUCACUAUUCAAGUCUAAUUACAACAGUUAAUAUGUAGGAAUGUUAUAUUCAUAAAUAUAAAAAUAAUAGUAAUCAAA